AACUUGUUUGAUCAUAUUAUAAGGUGCAAAUCAGCUCAUGAGAUAUGGAGGACCCUCGAUCGGCUGUUCAACAAGAAGGAUGAAGCCCGACUACAGAUAUUGGAGAAUGAAUUGGCUAACACCAUUCAAGGAGCUACUAGCCAAACAGAUGGCUGGUGUAUUGAUCAAAGAAGGGGAAGGAAAUGCCCUUGCAGCUAACUGAAGGAAUCUUAAAGUAAGGCAAAAGCAAAGUGGCUCAAGAGAGAUUGCGUAUUCUCAAUUCCAUGAGGGUUCAAGCUCGUCAAGACAGAAGGAGGAUUCUUCUAAUCAUUAUGGUAAGAAGUCUAUUAAAUGUUACCGAUGUGUUGAACUAGGACACAUAAAAAGAUUUUGUCGAGCCAAAGAAAGCAACAUGGCUCAAACCGAGAAAGUUGCUGCAGAAGAAAAAGACUGGGGAAGGUGCGUCGUAGCUGAGGCUCGAGUAGUAGAUGCCCUGGGUUCCUUCAAUUUCGAAAGAGACUGGAUCAUGGAUUCAAGAGAUAAUACGGUCCAUCACGUGGAGAAGGAAGGCAUUGGUGUCAUCAACAAAAAGCAAGAAGAUUCCAAAGACGUUCAAACUAGUGACGUGGCAGCUGCUAUCGAGGAAAUCAACGAAGCAAAUCCUGAUGCUGGUAAUUAAAGUCUAGACGUGAGAGAUGUUGAAGUAGAACCUGAGCAGGCAAUGUCUGAAACUAUAUAUAGUAAUGGUGACCAUUUUGGAGAAAGCAUUGAGGGAGUUGUAGUGGAAGUUGAAGUCUCUGGUCAAUCAUCUGCCGUAUCAGAGUCAAUCACUAGCUCAGAUCAAAUACUGAAAGCAGAUGGAGAAGCCGACGGUCAAAUAAAUGAAAAGGUUGACCUUGAAGGCUCAAUUUCAUGUGGAGAUACAAGCAGUAUGGUUUUUGAAAGCUCUGAAGCUGCCAAACAGUUUAUCGAGGAGUUGGAAAGGGAAUCUAGUGGUGGAUCCUAUGUUGGUGUUGAGGCUUCGAAGGAAAUUAAUGGUCAGAUCAUCACUGAAUUAGGUGCUUCUCCAAAUAACACAAUUGUCAAGGAGCUAACAGAAAGAGGGAGUCUGGAAACUCAAGAAUGUGAAGUUCAGCAUGAAGAUGAGUCACGUGGUUCGCAAAGGCCAAAAAGAAAUAGUGGCAAGUCUACCCGCUACCCAGAUGAAAAUUUUAUCAAGACAUAUUCAUGUUUGUUUGGAGGCCCAAUUAUUAGCGAAAAACCAUCAUCAUUUGAAGAAGUAAGAAGUGUCGGGAAAAUAUUGCUGAGAUCGUCACCAAGGCACGCCCAAAAGCUUCGGUUGAGUUCUUCCGCAACAAGCUCGGGGUAGUUUCCAAAAAAUCACUUUAAGGGGGGGUGUGAAGAAGUAAAGUUGAUUUUUUGGAGGUACAAAAAAUCCUAGAUAUUUAGUAAGGGAUCUAGAAUAGUCUAGUGUAGGAUCUUAGAUAAUUAUCUUAAAGAAAAAUCUAGAUAUUCUAGAGUAGUGUUAGAAGAUAAGGCUAACUAGAUAUUUUAUAGUUAUAUCUAGAUAAUUCUAUCUAGAACCAUCCCUAGAUAAGUAUAAAUAAGGGUGACCUUGAACAUUUAUAAU
Messenger RNA from Lycium ferocissimum, 1609 nucleotides. RefSeq lists its product as uncharacterized. The coding region runs from base 701 to 1348 and encodes 215 amino acids. The transcript has 2 exons. Lineage: Eukaryota; Viridiplantae; Streptophyta; Magnoliopsida; Solanales; Solanaceae. The record is from RefSeq and is a predicted model, not a curated record.